CGGCAAACUAUUCCACUGAAUUCUAUCUCCAUUUCCGUUCCUCAUCAAUCCCACAGUCACACUCUCGCAACCAAUGUGGCGGCGGAGUUUCAGCAGCGCCGCCGGAUCUGCGGCCGUCUUGAAGAAUCAGAAAUGGGAUGCUUUGGUAAUCGGCGGUGGCCACAAUGGCCUUACCGCUGCCGCGUACCUAGCUCGUGGCGGUCUCUCCGUCGCAGUACUUGAGCGACGCCAUGUACUCGGUGGCGCUGCCGUGACUGAAGAACUCAUCCCCGGCUUUAAAUUCUCCCGGUGCAGUUACCUACAGAGUCUCCUCCGUCCAUCUGUCAUCAAGGAAUUAGAGCUAGCGAGGCACGGAUUAAAGCUUUUAAAGAGGAAUCCAUCAUCCUUUACGCCUUGUUUGGAUGGGCGAUAUCUUUUGUUAGGUCCUAAUAAGGAUCUUAAUUAUUCAGAAAUUUCCAAGUUCUCCAAACGAGACGCUGACGCUUAUCCCAGAUAUGAGGCUCAAUUAGAAAGGUUCUGUAAAUUCAUGGAUCUUCUUCUGGACUCACCCACGCCAGAGAUCCUGCAUGACAUUUCAUCUCUUAAACAUCGGCUGGGGGAUAAGUUAAAAAAUUCAGCUUUUUGGGCAAAAUGUCUUCGAAGCGCUCUUUCUUUGGGGCAAAAGGAUAUGGUAGACUUCACGGACCUUCUGUUUUCUCCGUCUUCGAAGGUUUUAAACAAUUGGUUUGAGGGAGAUGUUCUGAAAGCUACACUUGCAACAGAUGCUAUCAUAGGGACGGUGGGAAGUGUGCACACACCUGGUAGUGGAUAUGUGCUACUUCAUCAUGUGAUGGGUGAAACUGAUGGGGAUCGUGGUAUCUGGUCGUAUGUUGAAGGUGGUAUGGGCUCUGUAUCAAUGGCCAUUAGUAAUGCAGCAAGGGAAGCAGGCGCUCAUAUUAUCACAAAUGCUGAGGUGUCAGAAUUGAUGGUUGAGGACUCUGGUAGAGUAAAAGGGGUGCGUCUAGCCGAUGGCACAUGUGUGCAAGCCUCAACUGUUCUGUCAAAUGCAACGCCUUAUAAAACAUUUAUGGAACUAAUGCCUCCUGAUAUACUUCCCGAUGAGUUUCUACGCGCUAUUAAACAUGUUGAUUACCGAUCUGCAACUACCAAAAUUAACUUAGCAGUUGACAAAAUACCCCACUUUCCUUGUUGUAAGUUGAGCCCAUCUGAAGCAGAACAUCAGCUCGUUGGCACCAUUCAUAUUGGUGCAGAAAGUAUGGAGGAGAUUGACUUGGCUUGUCAAGAUGCUUCUAAUGGCUUACCGUCUAGAAGACCUAUUAUUGAGAUGACAAUCCCCUCUAUACUAGACCGGACAAUAUCUCCUCCAGGCAAGCAUGUGAUCAAUUUAUUUAUUCAGUACACUCCAUACAAACCAUCCGAUGGUUCUUGGGAAGAUCCUGUUUAUAGGGAAUCGUUUGCUCAAAGAUGUUUUGCUUUGAUUGAUGAAUAUGCACCUCAGUUUAGCUCAUCAGUUAUUGGUUAUGACAUGUUAACUCCCCCUGAUCUUGAAAGAGAAAUUGGUCUGACAGGAGGGAAUAUCUUCCAUGGCGCCAUGGGGUUGGACUCGCUCUUCCUUUUGCGGCCAGUUAAAGGAUGGUCAAAUUAUAGAAGUCCAGUGAAAGGGCUGUAUUUGUGUGGAAGUGGUGCCCAUCCUGGAGGAGGUGUGAUGGGGGCGCCUGGUCGUAAUGCUGCAAACUUGGUUCUUCAAGAUUUGAACAGACAACUCAAAUGAGCUCAUUGUUCUCCAUAAAGCUUACCUCUUUUCUUCCACGUCGAGUUUGCGUGUUGUAUGCAGAGACUUUCGAACGGGUUAAAAGUAUUUUCAGUCAAUAAAAAAAUAAAAAAAAGCUCUAUCUUCCCUCUCUAUCUAUCCAAGGGAUGGAAGGACCGAGGCCUUUGAUGUCCCCUCCUGUUAAGAAUUGGGUCCUCAUCACUAGCCAACAUGUUUUUCUCUCAUGUCUUUCUUCGUUCAUAGUUCGAUAUUCUGGUGUCCUAGGCAUAGAAGAACCACACUAAUCUAUCGUGAAACACUACUUCAGAUUUAGAAUAUUAGAACAUCCUAGAGCUUUCUUUAUAACCAAAUGUAGUAGUGUCAUUGUAAGUUUAAUUGAGAUGUUUGAUGCAUAACUAUUAUAAAAUGUUCUUGGUCGAGAAAAUUUUCUUU
Messenger RNA from Cucurbita pepo subsp. pepo (vegetable marrow), 2203 nucleotides. RefSeq lists its product as uncharacterized. NCBI's taxonomy places the organism in Eukaryota, Viridiplantae, Streptophyta, Magnoliopsida, Cucurbitales, Cucurbitaceae. The record is from RefSeq and is a predicted model, not a curated record. Gene Ontology annotation, molecular function: oxidoreductase activity.